This is a messenger RNA of Echinops telfairi (small Madagascar hedgehog), 1691 nucleotides long. It is a transcript of the gene RNF122, whose product is annotated as ring finger protein 122. The coding region runs from base 258 to 719 and encodes 153 amino acids. The transcript has 6 exons. Lineage: Eukaryota; Metazoa; Chordata; Mammalia; Afrosoricida; Tenrecidae. The record is from RefSeq and is a predicted model, not a curated record.
GCCGCUCGGCUCGCGCGCUUCCCUCCGAGGUGCUGCGCUCCGGAGGGAGGACUUUCUGUUUCCUCCUCUUUCUUCUUUGUUGCUCCGAAAACCGGUCUUGCAAAGCCCCACACUUCGGAGGGAGUUCCACUUCCCGGAGAGGUCGCUGCCUCGGAGCGCACCGACUCCUGGGGACGACUGGAGAGCCGGCGGCGCGCCCCCGCCUGCCUUCCCCGCCGCCUUCGCUCGUUGGUCCGGGAAGCCAACCAAGUUCAACAAUGCACCCGUUCCAGUGGUGUAACGGGUGUUCCUGUGGGCUGGGACUGGUUAGCACCAACAAGACUUGCUCGUUGCCACCCGUCAGCUUCCAAGACCUUCCCCUCAACAUCUACAUCGUCAUCUUCGGAACAGGCAUCUUUGUCUUCAUGUUCAGCCUUUUCUUCUGCUGCUACUUUGUCAGCAAGCUCCGGAACCAGGCACGGAGUCAGCGAUAUGAGAAGGUGGUGCUGAAAGGUGAUGCCAAGAAGUUACAGAAGUGUGGGAAAACCUGUGCCGUCUGUCUAGAAGACUUCAAGGGAAAGGACCAGCUAGGCAUGCUCCCAUGCCAACAUGCCUUUCACCGGAAAUGCCUGGUGAAGUGGCUAGAAGUACGCUGCGUCUGCCCGAUGUGCAACAAGCCCAUUGCUGGACCCUCAGAGCCCAAUCAGGGCAUUGGGAUCAUGCUGGAGGAACUGGCAUGAGUGCUGCCUGAACAGGAAGACCCAGAGAAGACCCCUUCCCUCGGGAUGCCUGGUCCCCUUACACAGCUACCUUGACUAAGACAAUGGACUGGUGAUCAUCAUGUUCCCCUAGAAGAGGAGGAGGAUGCGGGCCUGGUCUGUGCCAAAGGGUGACUCCAGUGCUACCCUUGCCCCCUCCGUCCACCUCCUGAAGCUACUUUCCCUUUUCAGCACCAAUGGUUUCGCCCAUCAAGACCACUGCAUCCUGGUACCAGACUCUACACCUGACCGAUUCUCUGCUCUCGGGAAAGAAAACACAUGCGUCUCUGGUCAAGAGCACUUCCCCCUAUGAGGUUCCCUUUGGAAGACAAGCCAACAUGACCGCAAAGAAAGGAUGGGAUGGAGUCUGCCUCAUCUGAAACCUCCCUCCUCUUCUCCCUCUUCUCAGAGGAAGGCUUGAAGGGAAGGACAGGCACAUCAGGGAACCAAAUGCCUCUCGUGGAGGUCAGGGAAGCAAGGAGGAGCAGGGCCACAUGCAAGGAAACAGUCAAUGUUUACAUGGGAACUGCUGACACAGGCUGGCUGGCUGGCUCCCAUUGGAGGUGCUAUCCAGUUUCUCUCUUCCUCAGUUACUCUCGGAGCUUUCUAUUGGAUGUUGGGGUUUGAGGGCCUCUCUGGAGCGUGAGCAUGUUUUUCACUCAUUGGUUCCCAGAGUGGUGUGGGGUUUUUCUUCUCCCCUAAAGAAGCAAAAAAAGGACCUUGGGAGGUGGGGGUGGGGCACAGGGUAUCUGGAAGAGCAGAAACCUCCUUUCCCUUUGUAACUAGUAUUUUUAUAUAACACCCUCACCAUCUCAGGUAUGAUACAUGGACUCCCCAGAAUGGAAGGGUCUUGGGGUGGUGGGUGGGCCUUCCAUUCCUCCCCAGAGUGGGUGACAAUGGGCAAAGGGUAUGUAUUUAAAGAGAAUUAAAUUUAAUAACUUUGUCUAACCUUUU